AAUUGAACGAAAUUAAUUUGUGUUGUGAAAGUUGCAAUUAAAGAAAGAGUUUACGUAUUUUGUUUUUAUAUUAUUUAUUUGUGGAAUAUUUGAAAUACAGAGGAAAUGGAAACAGAAAAUGGCGGUACAACAGCGACUGAUACCACACACAAGGAAAAGAUCGUACAUUCUAUGGAUGAAGUAAAUCAAACAAUCAAAGAUUUUGAAACUUCUUCACAAACCAAAUUCCUAAAACAUUCCGGCAAAAUUUAUGAUAAUACGCCACAGAAAAGCAAAGUUUUCUGGAGAGUGGACGAUACUGGUGAUAUGGUGCCUUACUUUACAACUGGGUUUACAAAGUACAUUUGUAUUCAUAGUAGAGAUAGACAUUCGUAUCUUAGCAAGAAGUGCACUUCAGAAAAAGAUAAAUUGUUGCGAAUGCAAAAGAGUAAAAAGAGAGAUUGUGGAGCUACUAUUAGUGUAUCGCAUAUGGUGCAAUUCCCAGAGCUAAAGAAGCCAACCAAUGUUGCGAUUUAUCAGAAAACUUUGGCCACCAGGUUCAUUAAAUAUAGAUUAACUACGGAUAAUAAUAUUAAACAAGAACCAACCUUUCGAAUUGUUUUUCCACAAAACACCGACCACUCUGGCCAUGUAAUAGGAGGGCAGGAUAUCAAAGGUGAAAUGGACGAACGCUUGGUGUUGAAAAUCGAUGAAUACGUUAGUAAUGGGGUUUCAAAUGUGAAACAUAUUAUGAACAAUCUGGAGAAGUUUGUCACAGAGGAUUUGUUCAAAGAUGGAAGUAUACCACUGCUUUCAAAUAAACGAUAUUUCCCAACAGCUAAAGCUAUUAAGAGACAAUAUCACAAAUCCUUCCUCCAAAAACAGUUAUGUGAAUAUGACCAAGACACUCUCAUGCGCGACAUUGAUCAUUGGAAGCAAGAAAUAUCUCCUGAAGAUAAUAUUUUGUUCCGGCCGUUUAUUCCUACCCCUCCUAUUGAUAAAGAUGACACUUUGUCCUCUCUUGAUCAUCAAUUCCUCUUCGUUCAUCAACUAGGCUGGCAAAGGGAGCUUUUGCAUCGUUACGGAAACGAUUUUUGUUUCCUGGACUUCACAGUAAAACAGACACGAUUCGCGCUACCCCUGCAUUUUCUUUGUGUGAAAACUAACUACUCCCAUCAAGUAGUAGCGACGUUUGUAACGCAAGAAAACUCAGUGAGGCAUAUUGCUGAAGCUUUGGAUAUUUUAAAACACUGGUGCGAAAACUGGGAACCGAAGUUUAUUUUUACAGAUAAUAACGAAGCAAGGACUGAAGCAAUUGAACAAGUUUUUUCUGGUUGCAAAGUCUUAAUAAGUGAAUUACACAAAGAGAGAGCUUGGUUAAAACGAGGCUAUUUAUCUGAUGCUAAAGUUACUCCAGAAGCACAAGAACAAAUUGUAGCUUUGUUAAAAGAAAUUGCUCAUUCUGAGGACGAGGCUUCAUUUCAAAAAUCACAUGAUGAACUAAUGAACAGAGAAGAUUCAAAAAUGAAUAGCAAACUUCAAAGUUAUUUAAAUUCCUGGUUCUCCAUAAAAGAAAGAUGGUGUUGGCUGUAUUGGCCCGAAGAUAUUCGUAUUCUGAUGCUUACCAACUAUGGAUUGGAACGCCAUCAUAAUUUGUUUGAAGAUAUUCAAACUAAAUUCAGACCAAGAAAAGUUCUACCGUUUUCGAUUUCGUUUCUACACAAACAUUUUCUCCCAGAACAUUAUAAGCAAUACCGAAUGGACAACAGCUCAUCUUUUAAACUUGAAACUUCAGACUUCAUGCCUGCAGACAUAGCACAACACCUUUGUAUAAAGGAACACUGCAUAAGACAACUUUCUGAAGCAAAUUCAAGGCAACCAGAUUGCAUUGAAUGUGAUUGCGAUGAGUUUACGUUAAAAUACGAAGAUGGAACUGCUACAAAAGUUAUUAUUCCACCGUCGAACUUCCCACGGUGCUCUUGCGCCGUCUACCGCGCAUCUUUUUUACCAUGCUUUCACAUUUUCACACUGUUUCCGAUUUGCGAGAAUUUUUCUUGGGCGUCUCUUCCGUGUUGGUUUAGAGACUCUGUGUUUCUUUCUUUAGACCCGCACGUGUGUAAUUUGCCUGCUACCGUCCAAGUAAUGAUAGAACAGCCGUCAGAACUCGAAAACGAAACAGUCGAACACGUACUCGAACUGUCUUCGGUAACGGUUUCACCUUCCAGCCCAACUACUGACUUAAACACCGAUAUACGACGCCUUUUGGACCAAAUCCAAGCUGUUUGUGAAUCCGCACCAAACGAAGAGCUAGCGACUACAAAAACUGAUUUAGAAAUUAUUUUGUAUCGCUUACAAAACGGAACAGAUAAUGCAUGUACUUUAAAUCGUGCAGAUGUUCAAAAAAGAAAGACUUCUACGCAAUACGAAUUUGAACCUGAAGCAAAGGUAAGAUUGGCAGAUUUCUCUUCAAACUAAAUCGUGUAAAACUUUUGCAAUUACCUCUAUUGAUCAUACCUCUACUGCAGCAAUAAAGAAAGUACAAUUUA
This is a messenger RNA of Ciona intestinalis (vase tunicate), 2525 nucleotides long. The record is from RefSeq and is a predicted model, not a curated record. Lineage: Eukaryota; Metazoa; Chordata; Ascidiacea; Phlebobranchia; Cionidae.